UUUUGUUUUUGGUAUUUUUCAGGUUGGUUUUGCUGAAUAUGAGACGAUCUGCAGCACCAAGUCAGUUGCAGGGGAAACCCUUCAAAAAACCAAAGUUUAUACCACCAGCAAGAAGUAAUCCAAGUCCAAAUGAAGAGAUUACAAAGCUGGACCCAGAUACAGAAUUAUCUGAGGUUGCUGCAAAUAAUACUUUUCUCCAAUCACAAACUGAUCCCAGAAUAUACAGUUUAAAUCUUCUGCCUGCUGAAGAAAGUGGUAGAGAAAUGAAUCAUGGGGAUAAUUACAGGGGAAAAGACUGUUUUGAAACAUCUGCAAUGCCAACAUUAAACCUACAUCUUACAGUUUACUCAUCGUCUAAAGACAUAACGGUGUCUAAGGAACAAGAAGUGGAACCUGAUAGCGUGGUUAAAUAUUUCAGUGUUGUUUGGUGUAAGGCUUCAAAGAAAAAACACAAAAAGUGGGAAGGUGACGCUGUUCUCAUUGUCAAAGGAAAAUCACUUACAUUGAAGGACUUGGGAGGCAAAGACAUUGGAAGAGGCACUGGAUAUAAAUGCAAAGAGCUUGAGAAGAUCGCAGAGGGCCAUACGAUGGUGAUUGGUGGGAAAGAGGUAGAAGUCAUGGGUGUGAUCUCCCCAGACGAUUUCAGCAGCGGCAGAUGUUUCCAGGAUAGAGGAGGAAGUCCUGCUGUAUCAAGUUCUCCUGCUGCCCAGAAGUGUUUUACUAACCCUUUAAAAAGUGUCUAUAAACCAAAUUCAAAGGAAAAUAGGCAGAACAGUCUCCAAAAUUGCAAACCUCGCCACGAUCCAUGUGCACCAAAUUCCCUUGUGAUGCCACGACCCAACAAAGACCACCAGAGGAUGUUCAAUAAGAGCGGUUUCCCUGUUGUGGAUGUGGUGAUAGAUCCUCACCUUGUAUAUCACCUUCGACCACAUCAGAAAGAAGGAGUCAUGUUUCUUUAUGAAUGUGUGAUGGGAAUGAGAGUGACUGGCAGAUGUGGAGCUAUUCUUGCUGAUGAAAUGGGUUUAGGGAAAACACUGCAGUGCAUUUCACUCAUCUGGACCCUGCAGUGUCAGGGUCCCUACGGAGGCAAGCCAGUAAUAAAGAGGACACUUAUUGUCACCCCUGGAAGUUUGGUGAAUAACUGGAGGAAAGAAUUUCAGAAAUGGUUAGGAAGUGAGAGGAUUAAAACAUUUACUGUCGAUCAGGACCACAAAAUAGAAGAAUUCAUGAGAUGUCCAUUUUAUUCUGUUCUGAUUAUCAGUUAUGAAAUGUUACUCCGUUCCCUGGAUCAGAUUAAGACUAUGAAAUUUGAUCUUCUGAUCUGCGAUGAAGGGCAUCGCUUGAAGAACAGUGCCAUUAAGACAACCACGGCCCUCAUGAGCCUUGCUUGUGAGAGAGGAAUAAUUCUCACUGGUACUCCAGUUCAGAAUGACCUGCAAGAAUUUUUUGCAUUAAUUGAUUUUGUAAAUCCAGGAAUAUUAGGCUCUUUGUCAUCGUAUAGAAAAAUAUAUGAAGAACCCAUCAUUAUUUCGCAACAACCUUCUGCUUCUGAGGAAGAGAAGGAGCUGGGAGAGAGGAGAGCAGCUCAGCUCACUUGCCUCACAGGACUCUUUUUCCUUAGAAGAACCCAGGAAGUCAUAAAUAAAUACCUUCCACCUAAAAUUGAGAAUGUGGUCUUUUGCCGACCGGGGGUGCUACAGAUUAAGCUUUACCAAAAGCUGCUGAGUUCUCAGGCUGUCAGGUUCUGUCUGCAAGGGUCGUUGGAAAGUAGUCCUCAUCUGAUAUGCAUAGGUGCUCUUAAAAAACUGUGCAAUCACCCCUGCCUUCUGUUCAACUCCAUAAAGGAAAAAGAAUGCAGCUCAACUUGGAAUGAAAAUGAAGAGAAGAGUUUAUAUGAAGGCUUGGCCAGUGUGUUCCCGGCUGGUUAUGACCCUCUUGUGUUCGCUGAGGAGGAGUCAGGAAAACUGCAGGUGCUGGCAAAGCUCUUAGCUGCCAUCCACGAACUUCGUCCUACUGAGAGGGUGGUGUUGGUAUCCAACUACACGCAAACUUUGAAUAUUUUACAAGAAGUAUGCAAGCGUCAUGGAUAUGCUUACAAAAGACUUGAUGGACAAACACCCGUCUCUCAGAGGCAGCACAUUGUUGAUGGCUUCAACAGUAAACACUCUUUGGAUUUUAUUUUUUUAUUAAGUUCAAAAGCUGGUGGUGUGGGACUCAAUCUUAUUGGAGGAUCUCACUUAAUUCUCUAUGACAUUGAUUGGAAUCCAGCCACUGAUAUCCAGGCAAUGUCUAGAGUGUGGCGAGACGGUCAGAAACAUCCGGUCCAUAUUUACAGACUCUUAACCACAGGUACGAUAGAAGAAAAGAUCUACCAAAGGCAGAUCAGUAAGCAGGGCCUCUCUGGGGCCGUCGUAGAUCUAACCAAGACAUCGGAACACAUCCAGUUUUCAGCAGAGGAACUUAAAGAUUUGUUCACAUUCCAUGGAAGUUCGCCCUGUGUGACCCAUGACCUGCUUGCCUGUGAAUGUGCUGGAGACCAAGACCACACAGGUGAUUCAUUGAAAAAACUCCCUGUCUCUAGAAAUUGCCAGCUCGGUCCACACAAGUCUGACCUCCUGAAACCUCUCUCCAUGUCGCAGCUGAAGCAAUGGAAACAUUUUUCUGGAGACCAUUUAGAUCUCAAAGAUCCUUUUCUCCAGAGAAUAAGAGAAAAUGUGUCAUUCUUUUUUCAGAAUAUAACCAACCAAACUGCUGCUCUGUAACAAAAGAUUACUUCAUGGCAUUUCCUUGCCCCCCUUAAAAAAUAACAGUAACUAACUGGAACUUUUGAAAACGAAUAGACUUUUACAUUACAAUAAUCAGUUUGUUGCAAAGUGCAUCAUGGUUUUGAUACACAGUCAACUGCUUAAUUUUUUGUAGAUAUUCUUAAAUGUUGAAACAGUAAAGACAUCUAUCUUCAUG
Molecule: messenger RNA, 2961 nt
Organism: Miniopterus natalensis
Lineage: Eukaryota; Metazoa; Chordata; Mammalia; Chiroptera; Miniopteridae
Gene: RAD54B
Product: RAD54 homolog B
Biological process (GO): reciprocal meiotic recombination; double-strand break repair via homologous recombination
Cellular component (GO): nucleus
Molecular function (GO): ATP binding; DNA translocase activity
Source: RefSeq, a predicted model, not a curated record